GAAAAAGAUUUCCCAUGAUUCCAUAGUUUGUAGUUUACGGAGUAGCUAGCUCGCUAAUUGAGCUAACUACACAGUAGCGGUGGCACAAAGGGUGAGAUGACCUCCACGCUGGGCCAGACGGCUCCUCUGGUCUCAAACCUGGAACCAGGGAUGGGGAGGUCUGCUGCCGUGCUGGGGCUGUCUGCGGGGGUAGGGGGGGCAGAGAUGGAGCUGCAGAAGAUGCUGAUCAAUGAGAGGAUCAAGUCUGAAAACCACCGAACCAACUACCAGAAGCUGAUGGCUGAGCACACCAGCCUGCAGACGGAUUUCACGCGGAUGCAGAGCGAAUUUAAACGCCUGCUGAGCGAAAGACAGUCGGAGCAAGAGAAGCUGCAGCGUCUGCUGGCGGAGCUGCGAGGAGAGCUGCUGGACAAAACCCGGGAGCUGGAGGAGCUACGGCUACAGGUGAUGACGCCUCAGCGGUUGGAGCUGCUCAGGGCUCAGGUGCAGCAGGAGAUGGAGGCUCCUGUGAGGGAGCGCUUCAACAAGCUGGAGGAGGAGACGGAGCGGUACCGGUCCGACUACAACAAGCUGCGCUACGAUUUCACCUUCCUCAAGUCCCAGUUUGAGCACCAGAGAGAAGAGCACGCUCGUGUGCUGGAGGAGAGAAGGAUCAUCUACGAGGCGGAGGUUGCUCGACUGGAGAGGGACAGAAAGGAACUGGUGGCUCAUUAUCAGGGCUCAGACGCUCUGAGUGACGGGAGGCGGGUGGAGGCUCUGCUGAGAGAGAAGGCCCAGCUGAACCAGAGGCUCAAAGGCCUGGAGGCAGAAGUAGCCGAGCUCCGAGCGCAGAAGGAGAACUCAGGGCAGCAGGCUGAGAGCGUCCAGCGCACCCAGACCAGACAGCUGACUGAGCUGCAGGCGGCCGUCAAAUCGCUGGAGGCGGAGCGUCUGUCGUUGCGUCAGCAGCUGGAAAGAACGGGGUCUGAGCUUCAGCAGAGCCAAGAGCAGAACAGCCAGCUCACAGGACGGCUGCUCAAAGCAGAGAGAGAUGUCAUCUCGCUGAACUCGCAGAUGGAAAGCCUGAAGCAUUCCCAUAAGCUGGAACUGGCGGGCGUCAAACUGGAGUGUGCUAGCUCUAAAAGAGAGCUGGAGAGGGAGAGGGACGCUGUGCAGGCCCAGAUGGACGGGCUUCAGACUGACAUUGAUGUUCUGAAGGAAGCACUGGACCGAAGCAAGGAGGUUUUGGUGGAAAAAGAGAGGGAGCUGGUGAGGAAGGUGCAGUCGGUCCGAGAGGAGGAGUUCCACAAACAAGCCACUUUAAACGAGGAAAAGUUGGAGCUGGAGAAUCGCCUCGCCAUGUUAGAGCAGCAGAGGGCGCUGCAGGACGCCUCAGAUCAAACCUUAAAGGAGGAGUGGGAGGAAUGGGUCCGCAGCGCUCAGCAGGGAGAGGAGUCGGCUCGCAGAGAGCUGCUUAACCUGAGAAACAAGCUGCAGCAGCAGAGUUUGAAGAUGGAGGAGCUGGAGAGACAAAGAGCAGAGAUGGCCGACCUUCAGCAGCAGAACCAGGAGCUGGGGGUCCAGCUGGCGGCGCUGAGGCGUUCUGAAAGCGAGCUGAUGGACGCAAACCAGAGCCUGAGAGAAACGGUGGACAGAGCGAGGGAGGAACUGAGGGCAGCGCGGGCACAGGCGGAGAGGAGUCAGCACGAGGCGGAGAGGAUGGUGGAGGACCAGCUGGUGGAGAAGCACAGGCUGCAGCAGCGGGAGGCGGAGCUUCAGCAGAAAUACUCUCAGGCCAAAGAGAAGCUGCAGAGAGCAGCGGCGGCUCAGAAGAAGAGGAAACAUCAGACAGAGAACCGAGAGAAGAAGCUGCAGGAUAAGAUCCAGCUGCUGGAGGCCAAAAUCGAGGAGCUGGAACUAGAAGCUGCUGCUGCUAAGAAGCGCUCGGUUUUCUCAGAGGAGCAGGCUCAGCUGAAGAGACGUCUGAAGGAGCUGCAGCGGCGACACCACGAGUUCCGCCGCCUCCUCCUGGGCGGCCAGGGGCCCCACCCCAUGACCUCCUCCCUCUCCCUACCGGUCCUCGGGUGCGAGGGCCCGCUUUCUGUCGACCUGGAGGCGGAGUUCUCUGUGCUGCGGAGGAGACUGGAGAGUCUGGAGAACGCUCAGCAGCAGCAGCUGGAGGAACUGGGCUCACUGGUGCAACAAUGAGCACGGCUCUGCUCCCAAACCUGACCUCUGACCCCGACCGUGUCACCUUCGUUCCAAAGCUCCUCAGGAAUAAAUCUUUUAUUGUUUACAUUUAUCUCCCUCCUCAACGGGCCUGGAAAGCCUUUAGAGCCGAUAAACACGAUACCCUGAA
Molecule: messenger RNA, 2338 nt
Organism: Cyprinodon variegatus (sheepshead minnow)
Lineage: Eukaryota; Metazoa; Chordata; Actinopteri; Cyprinodontiformes; Cyprinodontidae
Gene: cep83
Product: centrosomal protein 83kDa
Exons: 16
Coding region: 97-2187 (696 amino acids)
Cellular component (GO): centrosome
Source: RefSeq, a predicted model, not a curated record